CAACAAUUCAUGAAGCUACGCAGCAUUUGAGCAUUUGGCUUGGAAUUACUCGCAGCUCGAGGCGCUGAUGCGAUGCCGAUUUGCAUCGAGUGUCGGUAUCCGGUGAAGACGCUCUACACCGAAUAUUCAGGCGCUGAUGACAAGUCGACCGGUCAUGGAGUGCGACUUACAGUAUGCAAGAACUGUGGGCGCUUCUGUGACAAAUAUGUCGAGCAUGACUUUGUCGUGCUGUUUAUAGACUUGGUUCUGAUCAAACCGCAAGUUUAUCGACAUCUUCUCCAUAACUCCCUUAUGCGCGCCGAUGAUCAGUUUGAUCGCUCUAUAAUACGACUCGGCAUCCUUCUUCUACUAUUCGAUGUAUAUCUAACCUGGGCGCGCAUUGAGAAGGCCGCACCCACAUCCUCCGCCCCCGAAGCAUCCAACUUCGGCCGUCUCGCCCAGCAACCUAUCGGCAUACAGUACAUAUUCUUCCUGGUCCUCUGCGCCCUCUCGACACUUGCCUUCCACCUUUCGAUCCGCUUCCUGACGUCCUCCCGGCUAUCCCCCCUCCACUUCCUGGGCCUCUUGCCGACCUAUCCGCGACCGAAUUCUGUCUCCACAGCUCUCCUCGUGAGCUCAAGCACGAAAUUGUUUCCUAUAUUGAUGGUAAUAUGGGAGUAUGAUGUGCCUGCUGCAGCGAGGAGUUUGGGAUGGGCGGUUGUAGCGAAUAAUAUCGAGGCGCUGAAGAUCUUGCUGGAUUGCGGAUAUGUCCCUGCAGCGAUUCUGGCCGCGGUGGGUGCAGUGAGCAGAUGGCUUGUUGCGAGAGGAAUUCUGUGGGUUGUUGGGCUAGAAGGGCUUGAUAGUGGGUGGGAGACUCCCAGCGAUGGGAAGGCAUUUUGGAGUGCAAUUGGGAUGGCUAGGGAAUGGGGCGGGAGACUGGGCGGGUUAUGA
This is a messenger RNA of Pseudogymnoascus verrucosus, 930 nucleotides long. RefSeq names its product sterol homeostasis protein (gene ARV1). Gene Ontology annotation, biological process: regulation of plasma membrane sterol distribution; sterol metabolic process; sphingolipid metabolic process. The transcript is spliced from 3 exons. Gene Ontology annotation, cellular component: cortical endoplasmic reticulum; Golgi apparatus. The record is from RefSeq and is a predicted model, not a curated record. Bases 73 to 930 code for a protein of 285 amino acids. NCBI's taxonomy places the organism in Eukaryota, Fungi, Ascomycota, Leotiomycetes, Thelebolales, Thelebolaceae.